AUGCCUGUCUUAGGAGGUUUCAAGAUGAAUGCACAAACAGAUUUACGACUUGAAAAUAAUCGUGCUCUUCUGCGUGCCGCCGAAGAAGGUCAUAGUGACCGUGUCCGUCGCCUUAUCAGCGGAAACCUGCUUGACAUCGAUACCAAAGAUUCCCAAGGACGUAGCGCUCUUCUGCUUGCCACCUGGAAAAAUCAUGUCGAAAUCGCACAGAUGCUCAUGCAAGCUGGUGCCGAUGUCAAUGCUCAAGACAAAAUCUAUGAUAGUCCUUACCUUGUCGCUGGAGCCGAAGGACGUUACGAAAUCCUCAAGCUCAGUCUUGAAUACGGUGCUGAUCUAAAAAGCCUCAAUCGUUACGGAGGAACCGCCCUCAUUCCAGCCUGCGAAAAAGGUCAUCCUCGGAAUGUCGAACUUCUGCUGCGCGCUGGCGUCGAUGUCAACCACGUCAACCGACUCGGUUGGACCUGCCUUCUUGAAAUCACCAUCCUCGGCGAAGACCGUGAACCCUAUUGGACCAUUGUCAAAAUGCUCCUCGAGGCCAAUGCUGAUAUCAACAUCACGGACAAAAACGGCCUUCAUGCCCUGGAUCAUGCACGAAAACGUCAACUCUCCACGAUCGAAAAGAUCCUUAUCGAAGCCUUGGAAAAUCCUCAUGAUCAAUAA
This is a messenger RNA of Darwinula stevensoni, 660 nucleotides long. The record is from the annotation of a GenBank genome assembly. NCBI's taxonomy places the organism in Eukaryota, Metazoa, Arthropoda, Ostracoda, Podocopida, Darwinulidae.